Paramecium sonneborni is the source of this 1811-nucleotide messenger RNA. The record is from the annotation of a GenBank genome assembly. Lineage: Eukaryota; Ciliophora; Oligohymenophorea; Peniculida; Parameciidae.
AUGAGCGGAAGAGAUUUUAAUUUUUAUAGAGGAAGAGAUAAAUAUCCUAGGCAAGAAUUAUACAAUGAGAAUAAAUCAGCACCUCGCUUUGUUGAAGAUGGUUCUUUUGUAGGGAAUUUAGAAAGAAAAAUUGAACAUUAAAAUUUAACAAUAAAUAACCUUAUAAAAGCAUUUGAAGAAUCAAGAUUGGAAUAACAAAGAUAAAUUCAAUAUUUGGAGAGAUUAAAGAAAACAGAAGAACAGAAAUAUAGUAUCUAAAUUCUAGAGGAACUUAAGAAUUUAAAACACAAGAUUAAAAAGAUUGAAUAAAGCCCACCUAUUUAAUAAUCUACAACUUAAAUGUACCAAUAACCUUUUCUUCCUCUUAUACCUGGUUAAUUAUAAUAAGGCUAUCCACCUUAAUAGUUUAAUUAUGCUUAAAUUCCUUAUUUAUAGAAUGCAUUUCAUCAACAAAGCCAACCUAUUCAACCUUAAUUCUUAAAUAAUUAAGAAUAAAUGAGACCAAAAAAACCUUAAGAAAUGGAUGCUUUGCAUAAAUUUUUGUUAAAAAGGCUUCAUGAGAAAGACCAAUAUAAGAAUAUAGAUAAAAAGCCUAAAGAAAAUUCAGAAGCUCGUUAUAUAACUGAUAUGGAAUCUUCUGAAAAUUAUUCUUCCAAAAGAUAAAAUCGUAAAACACCCAUAAUUAAAUCAAGAUCAUAAAGAAGAUCUUAGAAAUAGUAAGAUAAUAUUAAAUAAGGACCUUCAGAUAAUUCUUAAAUUAGCAUUAGAAAACAAUCUUAAUUAUCCCAAGAAUUAUCAUUAGGAACAGGCUCAUAAAAACCAUCAUAAUAAAAGUUAGUAAUUACUCAGUAAAGAUUGAAACAGUUAAUGAGAAAAUUUCGCGGAGCAGUAAGAUAUUUUUGGAUAGCAUUAACAUAUUUAAAAUUUUGUAAAAAGAUUUGGAAUUCUAAUUUAAACUCUUUUAAGGAAUAUUCUUAAGAAUAGAUUGGAUUAUAUGAUACUUAAUUUGUAAAAAUAAUACAAUUAUCAUUUAUAGAACUAUUUGUUAAUUAUUUCUUAAUUUUAUAGAGAAUGUUAACUUAAGAAAUAAUUAGAUAAAUCGUGGAUUUUCACUUAAACUUAAGAUAUUUAAGCUAGAUGUCAGACAAUGCUCAAUGCACUAGAGAUAUUUUUUCGAUAUUUAAUAGUUUAGCCUUUAGAUUUUACUAAAGAACACCUUGAAUUUAUGAGAAAAUUCUCACUAACAAAAGGAUAUCUUUUAAGUGGACAUAGCAAAUAUGUGACAAGUAGAAUUCAUUUAAGACCAAAUAAUACUUUAAAGUAUUAACUAAUUUAUAAUUUUAGUAUUGAAACACCUGAGUAAUCUUAGAUGUUACUUAUGGAGUAUUCAUUCAUCUAAAUAUUAUUGCCAUAAAUAGUUGAAGCGGAUUUUUGGAAAAAACUGGUUAAUUAUAAAGAAGCUUUGAAAGUUUUUGUCUCCGUUCUUCAUUUUUUAUUUAUUGAUAGAUUUUACAACAUACCUCUUAAUAAAUAAUAACUACCUUUUAAUGUACAUUUAUAAAAUACUAUUUAAGAAAGAAUAUGUUCCUUCAUUUGAUUUUAAAAGAAAUCCAGUUGAAGGAUUUUAUAUAUUAAUUGAUUCUAAUCAUCCAUCAUAUGUGGAAUCUAAGGAAGAAGUGAUUUUAGGAUUGUAUUCUAAAGCUCAAUUACAACCUUUGAUUUCACAUGUUGGAUUUAAGAAGGUCUAAGAAAAUUUUAAACUAUAUUGUGAUUUCAUUUAUUCUUUAAUAAAAUGAAAUACUUUAGUAAAG